Odocoileus virginianus texanus is the source of this 2383-nucleotide messenger RNA. RefSeq names its product centromere protein O (gene CENPO). The record is from RefSeq and is a predicted model, not a curated record. Lineage: Eukaryota; Metazoa; Chordata; Mammalia; Artiodactyla; Cervidae. Gene Ontology annotation, cellular component: kinetochore; Mis6-Sim4 complex.
CUUGGCUUGGUUUUGAAGCGGAGGAUGGCGGGAAUUCUUGGCCCUGACUAGAGUGAGCAAGAGUGGCGGUAAAGGGACAGACAGACCCAGUGUUGGACCGGGCUCUGAUCAGGGUGGAAGGUUGAGCGGCCUCUUAACAGUCCCUUCUGUGUGCGAGGAAACUCAGAAAGGGGAUCCAGAGGCGUGGCGCCGCGGUAGCGCGCAGGGACCGGGAGGAUAACUCAAUUACUGGUGACUGGACCACUUCUCUAGGAAGGCCUUUGAAAAUCUGAGGAGAAGAUGGAGCUGGCAAAUACUUUAAAACAAGACGGCGAGUCUCGCGGAGGUGUUUUAGCUCAGUUGGAAAGACUAGAGACUCAAGUGAGCAAAUUCCAUAAAAAAUUGGAAGAGCCACAGGAUGCACAGGCUCUUGAAGCCAGGAUUCAUGAACUGGAACGUCUGCGAGAUAACCUGAGGGCUGAAGUGAAACAGCGUCAAGCUGGAGUUAAAGCAUCUACUGCCAAUGUCGAACCUGACCAAACAUUAGAGAUUAGUGAGCAAGAAAUUUUGGAGAGAAAACAGGAAAACGUGAAAGCCAUUCUGCAGGCAUAUCGUUUUACAGGGAUCAGCGGGAAGCUGACCAGCCGAGGAGUCUGUGUCUGCAUCAGCACUGCUUUUGAGGGGAACCUGCUGGAUUCCUACUUUGUGGACCUUGUCAUGGAGAAACCACUUUGGAUACAUCACCAUUCGGUUCCAGUCUUCAUUCCCCUAGAAGAGAUAUCUGCAAAAUACCUACAGACUAAUACUCAGCGCUUCCUGUUUGUUCUCUGCGAAUACCUAAAUGCUUACUCGGGGAGGAAGUACCAGGCAGAUCGACUUCAGAAUGACUUUGCAGCCUUCCUUGUGGGGCCCUUGCAGAGGAACUCAUUGUGCAACUUGCUGUCAUUUACUUACAAAGUGAAGCUGAAAGGUCAGUCCUUCCCCUUUUGUGCUAGACUGCUGUAUAAGGACCUCACAACAACCCUUCCAACUGACGUCACUGUUACUUCUCAAGGGAUGGAAGCAUUACCCAGUACAUGGGAAGAACAGCGAGCAGACCAUGAAAACCUAUUUUUUACGAAACCCCUACAUCAGGUGUUUACAUCAUUUGCAAGAAAAGGAGAAAAGCUGGAUAUAAGCCUGCUCUCCUAGAAUAUUUUCUUUGGGAACACAUCAGAAGUGAGUAAACGAGUACUGACCACACUUGCGGGCAAGGUCCUGGGAACGGAAAACUGUUGAAAGGCUCAGACUCCUCUCCUGGGGACUGUCCCUGGAGUGAAAACAGACACCCACCUUAUCAGGAUGGUCAGGGGCAAGUUUGGGUCUGUUGACCCUGGCAUUUUUGGAUAGGUCUCCAAAAUUGCCUGGUCACUUGCUCCAGUGCUCAAAAUCAUCUCUUCUUUUUGAGAUAUUAAUCAUACGUUUUAGCUGAAAAUGAGAUUUUUUUACAGAAGGCAUUUUGUGAGAGAGGGAGUAUUACCAUUUAAUUGAAGAGUUAUUAUGUAGCUUUUAUGAAACCUUCAGCUAACUUUGUCUCAUUUUCUUAUUUGUGACUUUUGAGAAGAAAGUUCUUAGAACUCUCAGGGUUCGUGAUAUGACAUGAAUCAUAUAAUUAAGAAGGGAACGGUGGUUAAUCUUUGGUUUGGAGUGGAAUAUUCUCAGCCACUGCUUUGCAAAGAAUGUGGUGUGAGUACUAAGGAUAGAGUAAUUGGGGUUGCAUGUAUCUAAUGUCGUUUCCUAAAACAAGUUGGGAGAGCACUGAAUAUAUUGAGUCAGCUCAUGAUCAGAAGUCUACUCAUACCUUGAUCAUUGCAAAGGAAGUGGACCCCUCUCCUUUAUCUCUUCCCUUUUCUGUAAGCUCCAGGCCCUGGCCAUGCAAUUGUUUUCAUCCUCUGCUAGUCCAGUUAGUGAACCACCUCUCCACAUAACCAUGGCCUCCACUUUGCUGGCUUUUUUUGUUCCUUGCCUUGGGAGUAUGUGCACGGCCAGUGCAUGGAUGUGAAAACCUGUCACUUGCCAGGUCAUAAAUAGGAGUCAUCACUACCCUUACUGUCCAAAACCCUGAGCUGUAUUCUGGCCUCACUCUAAAAUGGUCCUGUCCUAGAGCUGAUGGCCAAGCAGCAACCUGUAGGUGUGGGUGCCACAGGUACCUCUGGGAGGAGCACAGGGGGAUGGUCGAGCCAGUUUGGACCACCAUCUAGAAGGAAGCAGCCUAAGGAUGAGAGAGAGGUUGUAGUUUAAGUUCUUGCCUUCCAGGCACAUGAGGACCAAUGUGGGAGAGAGCAAAGCACUUCUCAGAUGAGGGCUGUUAACAGAAUUGGCACAAAUGAUCAUAUUCAAGUUGAAUAAAGCUUUUAAUAAAACA